CUGACUCACACAGGGAAGGCAAGCAGUCUAAACACAGGAUUUUAGAAAUUUUCCAGCCUACAGAUUAAUGCAGGACACAAGGACAUAGCAAAAAGCUCAUAAGACAGGCAAGAAGGGACACUACUAGUUUGGUAAAACAUGUCUUUGAUUUGGCUUCUGCUGUAUGCGUACAUCCAUGCCAUUUCUGGCAUGAUCUUGUUUGGAGACAUGGCUGAUCAGGACAGCCCUAUUAGUGUGAGCAUCCCCGUGGAACUACCACUGCGUCCCUUAUUGGGGGGAAGCAUGAUUAUACCUUGCUACUUCCAAGACAACACUGUCCAGGACCCUGGUGCCCCAACCACUGCCCCACUGUCCCAUCGUAUUAAGUGGAGCUACAUCUUCAAGGGCAGAAUAUCGCUUAUUCUCGUUGCCGGAGGAGGCGUGGUGCAGGUUGAGAAAGACUACGUGGACCGGGUUCAUAUGGUAAACUACCCUAUGGUGCCAACUGAUGCCACCAUUGAGAUCUCAGAACUCCAUUCCAGUGACUCCGGUACCUACCGCUGUGAGGUCAUGCAGGGUAUUGAAGAUAACUAUGAUUCUGUAGAAAUGCAAGUCCAAGGCAUUGUGUUUCACUACCGAGCAAUUUCUACCCGAUAUACCUUGACAUUUGAGACGGCAAAGGCAGCCUGCAUCCAGAACAGUGCUGUUAUUGCAACUCCCGCACAGUUGCAAGCUGCCUAUGAUGAUGGAUACCAUCAAUGUGAUGCUGGUUGGCUUUCAGACCAAACUGUGAGGUAUCCUAUUCAUGAGCCAAGGGAGCCUUGCUAUGGAGACAAAGAUAAUUUCCCAGGGGUACGGACAUAUGGAGUCAGAGAUACCAAUGAGACUUAUGACGUGUACUGCUUUGCAGAGAAAAUGUCAGGCAGUGUGUUCUACUCUAUGUCUGUGGAGAAGUUCAGCUUUACAGAGGCUGAAGACCAGUGUGCAAAGUUGGGAGCCCAACUGGCCACCACAGGGCAACUCUACCUAGCAUGGAAGGAUGGUAUGGAUGUGUGCAACGCUGGCUGGCUAGCAGACAGGAGUGUGCGAUACCCCAUUAACAUAGCUAGACCCCAGUGUGGUGGGGGGCUUUUGGGAGUGCGAACAGUUUACCAGUUUCCAAAUCAGACUGGUUAUCCAUACCCAGACUCCCACUAUGAUGCAAUCUGUUAUGCAGAAAAAGAAGAUAAGGUUUCAUCAAAGACCUCACCAUUUCCUAAAAUAUUCACUACAACGGAUUCCAUGAUCAGUGUGGCUACAGUCACCUCAAGCCUGUCAGACUAUACUGAAGAGGUGACCACAGAAGGGGAGGCCCGUGGCCAGCUAAUGACAGAUGAGCCUCUUAACACCACAAGUACAGAAAGUCCUUUACCUCUCAACAUAACUGAGGUUGAGAAGGACAUUAUUAAUUUGGCCACAGCUCUGCCUUACUUGGGACAUGAGAUUCCCAUGGACAAUGUCACUGCUGAAACUAAGGGAGUGGUAUUCCACUAUCGUGAUGACUACAGACGCUAUGGUUACACCUUUGAGGAAGCACAAGUGGCAUGUCAGAAGCUGGGAGCAGUCAUAGCCACCCCUAAGCUUCUUCAGACGGCUUAUGAAGCUGGCCUUCAUCAAUGCAGUGCAGGUUGGCUACAGGACCAGACUGUGAGAUAUCCAAUUGUCCAUCCACAAAAGAAGUGCUCUGGAGAUCAGAAAGACCUCCCUGGCAUAUACUCUUACAAUGUUAGGCCUGCACAUGAGCAGUAUGAUGUGUACUGUUACAUGGACAAGAUAAAGGGGGAGAUCUUCCAUACAAGCUCAUUAGCAGGCUUCACUUACUAUGAAGCUGUUGCCCAUUGCAGAAAACUGGGUUCUACUCUUGCCUCAACUGGAGAAAUGUACGCCUCAUGGAAUCAGGGUUUCCACAAGUGCAGUCCAGGCUGGCUGUCUGAUCGCAGUGUCCGCUAUCCUGUCCGCAACCCAGGCUUUGAUUGUGGUGAAAACAAAACAGGAGUGUAUACGAUUUAUGCUCAACCAAACCAAACAGGCUUCCCAAACCCAUACUCCAGAUAUGACGCAUAUUGCAUCAAAGCAAAUCUGUCUAUGUUGCUUGAUGAAGAUAUGUUGAACACUACAAAGAUAGAGGAUCUUAACAUGACGGAUAUAACAGAGCUGCUGAGACCUGUUCGUCCAAUUGUCCCUCCCUUGCUUGUGGAUCUGUCUGGAUCUGGAUCGGGCUCAGCAUCAGCAUCAGGUGAUCCUGAUUCCAGUUCUGGGUACAUGUCAGGGAGUGGCACACCCAGUGGGAUCAUAUCUGGUUCUGGCCAAAGUGGGGAAGGAUCAGCUCACCUUGUAGGGUACCAAGAUGGUGCAGCUACACUGAUGUGGCAGACAUCUGCCUCAGGCAGCUCUAUGGAGGCAAGAGAAGGUAGUGGCAGUGAUGUUAUCAUUACUUCAGCAUCAUCAGGGGACCAACAAUCUGGGGAGGAAUCUGGACUUUUUUCUGAACAAAGUGGAGGCCUUCCAUCAGGAAUUGGCAGUGGAUUUAGUGGUUCAGGAACAAGUGGAUUCUUCAGUGGUAAGGAAUCAGGCUCUUCAUCAGGACUUGGCAGUGGAUCUAGUGGUUCAGGAACAAGUGGAUUCUUCAGUGGUGAGGAAUCAAAUCUUCUAUCAGGACUUGGUAGUGGAAUUAGCGGUUCAGGAACAAGUGGGUUCUUCAGUGCUGAAGAAUUGAGUGGGUUAGACUUCUCUGGUGUAUCAUUUAUAAAUGAAGAAAUGAUGGAUCUGACUGCAAGUUCUUCUGGAGAACAGGAAUUGUCUGGUGUUUCUCCGUUUAAAUUGACUGAUGUUAGUGGUUUCGACUCCACUUCCGGCUCUGCCUCUGGAUUUGAAUCUGGCACCAUAAUUGACUUUGCAUCUGGCUCUGCCAUUGGCUUUGGAUCUGGCUCUGCUUCUGGAGCUUCAAUUUAUCCCAGUCAUCCCUCAGGUGAGGUAUCUGGCCACAGUCAGGAUGGAAAGAUUGUCAUUCUAACAGAGGAUGUGGUCGAGUUGACGUUUAGGCCUACAAUCGGAACAGAACAGGGUCGAGGAUCAGUGGAGAUCAGCGGAGAGGGCAGCAGUCAAGAACAUUAUGCUGAGGACCGCUCCAUUUCUCUUUCUAAUAGUACUUCAUAUGAAGAUUAUUGGAGUGUCAAUGAAACUGUUGAUCUCCUAACAGAAAGACAUAAGCAACUUAAUGUCAUCACUGAGGCAUUUGAUGUGACUGAUCAGUCACCUCUGAACACAACACCACCCACCACUUCUAUACUAAUUUCUUCACCUUCAGCUUUACUACAAACACCAAAAGCUAUAGAGGAGCCAUCUGUAACUGAUGCUUCUGCUAACCCCUGCGAUCCAAACCCCUGUGGUCAAGGUUUAUGCUCUCUACAAGGUGGCACUGCAGUAUGUCAGUGUCAUUUAGGAUUCAGUGGGGAAAACUGCUCAACGCCGGUACAGGGAUGUGCUGAGGGGUGGAUGGAGUUCAUGGGCAGCUGUUAUAUCCAUUUUGAGGAUCGUGAGACCUGGACCAGUGCUGAGCAGCAUUGUCAAGAGCUAAACUCUCACCUGGUUAGCAUAUCUUCCCAACAAGAACAAGAGUUUGUAAGAAGUCAAGCUCAUGACUAUCAAUGGCUUGGACUAAAUGAUAAAGAUGAGCAAAAUCAGUUUCGCUGGACAGAUGGAAGCCCUUUGGAAUAUGAAAACUGGAGACCCAAUCAGCCGGAUAAUUACUUCAUGACAGGAGAAGACUGUGUUGUAAUGAUAUGGCAUGAGGAUGGCCAGUGGAAUGAUGUACCCUGCAACUAUCAUCUUCCUUUUACUUGCAAGAGUGGACCUGCCACAUGUUCAUCACCUCCUGAAGUGAAGAAUGCCAGGAUGUUAGGCAACAGGAAAGAUCGCUACCCUGUUAAUUCCAUCAUUCGAUACCAGUGUGACAGUGGAUUCACACAGCGCCACCUUUCAGUGGUACGCUGCUUACCUGACGGUCAGUGGGAGGAGCCUAAAGUGGAAUGCAUAGGAGGUAAAACAAUCAACAGGCUACGGAAAAGAUCCCUCAAGACACGUCCAAAAGCAGUCAAUAGUAGAACGUCGAGGAAAGUCCUCUAAAAGAAAAAAACAAAAAAAACACACACCUCAAAACAUCCAGAGGACUGUUAUUAAAAAAGAUCAUCUGUACAGAAGCCUUGUUUACCCCCAAAAAAAAUCUCAAAAAGAAAAGAAUAACUUAUGUAAUGACAAACUUUACUUAAUCCAUCUGGCUGAUUGGUUUACAAGUGCUACUCAGAGCUCUGUUUGGGGAAAAGAAGGAUAUCUGGCUUUAUUUAAAUUUAUUUAAAUAGGAUUUUAUUUCUCCCGCUUACGUAACUUCUGGGCCACAGUAGAUAAUCUAAUCUAAAAAAAAAAACAGACUAAAUUUCACAGAGUCCCUUUUUCGUUUUUCACUUUAAUUACUACAUACAUCACCUCUUAGUCCCUAAAAUAAAAGCAAUGCACAGAAAUUCACUUUACCAUUAGUGUCUUAAAAGCUUUCCUCCAGGCUACAAGGUAACACUAAUGCUGACCUUUGUGAACAUUUUCCCCACUUUCUCUCUUAAAAUUUGCACAAUGCAAAACUGUGAUGUAUUCAGAAUGGAAUACUUGCUUCUUACUUAGUGAAAACGGAAUAAUAUAUUGCCUACAAUUUGAAAAAAUGUUGCCUCUAUUUCAUACUUUUCCUACACUGAUGCUUGAAAAAAGUGCAUUUUUGAAUAUGUAGAAACACAAUAACAGUUUUGGGACAUUUUUUAGUGUGUAGUAUUGUCGCAUACCGUUAGCAUUUGAAUGUAAGUGUUUGUAUUGAGCUUUAUAAUUACCUUAUCUUAACUUUUAGGUUCAUACAUUUACAUGUGGCAACAUUGGCCUUGCAUUUAUUUUCUACAAUUUAAAAGGAGGACACAAGGGGCAAUAUUACCCCAAAGAGCACAUAUAAACUUUGGAAAUCUACCAGAAAGUGUGUAUCCAUCUUGGCGUCUUUGACGUACUAUUUUCAAUAUAUUAUAAUUCGGGAUACAACAUAAAAAUCAAAAUCUUUAUCUGGCAUAAUAUUUAGGGCAGACAGUAUACAAGAUGAACAUCUGUGUAUUAGAAAUAUAAAGAUAAUAAUUUCUGUGCACCUCUGGGUAACAAAUUUCAGAACAAGACAAAAGGCUUUAAUGACCACAGCUGGACACAAUUACAUUUAAGUACAUUAGUAUUUAAAAUUCUUUAAUUAAGAAUCUUUUUAUCUGUUUUGUUGAAUGCUGUAGUUUAAAAUGUCUGGUUGUAUUUUUGUGAAACUGUGAAAUUCCCCAGCUUUUUGCUUCUGAUUCUAGGUCCAUUUGCAAUAGUAUACAAAUGUUUACUCAGAUUAGAAAGAUUUAUUAAUUCACAAGUUCUUUUGAUUUGGCUUUGAUUUGCCUCCAUAACAGAUUUAAGCUCUAAUACUGCCUAUAGAGACAAACAUUUUCAAAUGAGACAGGAUUACAAGAAGGCAAGUUUCAAAAGAGACAAACACACAUGUUGAUUGACAGAGUCAAUCAUUUCCAACAGAGCAAUAUCUUAUUCAUUUUGCACUCUGUCACUGUCAGCUCCACACUGAGCUCGUAUCUGUCUUAGUACCCCUAAAAUAAACAGACUAAAUGUGUGAAUAAAAGCGUUUUUUCCCUUUAAUACCA
Puntigrus tetrazona (Sumatra barb) is the source of this 5729-nucleotide messenger RNA. RefSeq names its product aggrecan b (gene acanb). The record is from RefSeq and is a predicted model, not a curated record. The transcript is spliced from 18 exons. Lineage: Eukaryota; Metazoa; Chordata; Actinopteri; Cypriniformes; Cyprinidae. The coding region runs from base 139 to 4143 and encodes 1334 amino acids. Gene Ontology annotation, biological process: cell adhesion. Gene Ontology annotation, molecular function: hyaluronic acid binding.